Dioscorea cayenensis subsp. rotundata (Guinea yam) is the source of this 1586-nucleotide messenger RNA. RefSeq names its product probable galacturonosyltransferase-like 7. Bases 304 to 1479 code for a protein of 391 amino acids. The record is from RefSeq and is a predicted model, not a curated record. Gene Ontology annotation, cellular component: Golgi apparatus. The transcript is spliced from 3 exons. Gene Ontology annotation, molecular function: glycosyltransferase activity. NCBI's taxonomy places the organism in Eukaryota, Viridiplantae, Streptophyta, Magnoliopsida, Dioscoreales, Dioscoreaceae.
UAUUAGGAAACGGUGGUGGGUUGCUGUCGUUAAGAAAGCCAAAAGGAUAGCCGGGAGUUACUCCUCCCUCCGUGAAGAGAAGUGGAGGGGGGUGGAGAAGCGUACCGCGAGUGCCGUCACCGCUGUGUUACUCUACUAGCGCCUUUCCAACUGCGAUACAGUCACCGCCCAGUGGAAUCACCGGAGAAAACGUGGCCGGAAGUGGGUUGAUGAUACUAGGGUUUCUCGCUGGUUUUCUCUGAUUUUGAACCGCGCCGCCGCCGCCGCCGUCACCGGAGGAAGGGCGGCGACCGGCGUGGGUUGAUGAUGUUGCUGUUGAGGAUCUCUGGCUUUAUCUCAGCCUUCAUGGCUAUCAUCGUCCUCGCUCCUUCUUUGCAAUCCUUCCCUCCGGCUGAAGCCAUUCGAUCCUCUCAUUUCGAUCCCUAUCUUCGAUUCCCUGGCCGGAUCUCCUCGCCGGACCGGUUCUCCUUCCGGCAAGCCUCCCCUUUCCGCAAUGCCGCUGAAUGUGCUACCGUCGCUGAGAACUCCACCAUCUGUGACCCUUCUCUUGUCCACAUCGCCAUCACUCUCGAUGAGGAAUACCUCCGCGGCUCGAUCGCUGCCGUGCACUCCGUUCUCCAGCACGCCCUUUGCCCUCAGAGCAUCUUCUUCCAUUUCCUCGUCUCUGAUCCGGGUCUCCAAACCCUAGUUCUCUCCGCCUUCCCUGAUCUCCGUUUCAAGAUCUACUACUUCGACCCGGACCGCGUCCGCCGGCUUAUCUCCACCUCUGUCCGCUCCGCGCUCGAGCAACCCCUCAACUACGCCCGCAAUUACCUCGCCGACAUCCUCGAGCCCUGCGUCCGCCGUGUCAUCUACCUCGACUCUGAUCUCGUCCUCGUCGACGACAUCGCCAAGCUGUGGCGGACGCGCCUCGGCUCCCGCACCAUCGGUGCCCCAGAAUACUGCCACGCCAACUUCACCAAAUACUUCACCUCUCGUUUCUGGUCCAAUCCCCGCCUCGCCGGGACCUUCGCCGACCGCCGUCCAUGCUACUUCAACACUGGUGUAAUGGUUAUGGAUCUGCAUCAAUGGCGGAAGGCGGCGUUCACGAGAAGGAUCGAAAAGUGGAUGGAAAUCCAGAAAGGCGGUGGCUUAUCUGGUCGGAUCUAUGAACUGGGCUCAUUACCACCAUUCCUUCUCGUCUUCGCCGGACAUGUUGCCCCAAUCGAGCACCGGUGGAACCAGCAUGGCCUCGGCGGCGACAACGUGAAGGGUAGCUGCCGCGAUCUUCACCCGGGUCCGGUGAGCCUUCUUCACUGGAGCGGCAGCGGCAAGCCGUGGGCUCGCCUGGAUUCCAACCGCCCAUGCCCAUUGGACGCCAUCUGGGCCCACUACGACCUCUAUGGCCCCACCUCCACCGCCACCGCCACCGCCGCCGCCGCCGCCGCCGCCGACUCCUCUUCUUCCUCGCGACUUGUAUCCCUUCUUCCUGAUCAUUAAUUGGACUUUUGAUGUAAAUCCAAGAAUUACAAAGUGCAUUAGGUUAAUCAAAUUGAAGCAGAAGUAGAGCACUAAUCAAAUGGGGCUUCUCAAAGAUCUGGUGACCA